UAGAAUGUUAAGCGUUCGAUGAGUUUCAAUUUGAUGAAGUUUGAAGUGCUGUGUUUGAAGAGAAGCGCGCGCAGGAAGCUGAUCUUAUUCGCUGCUCAGCUGAAUUUCUGUUGGCUUAGUGCAGACCCUGCCCUGAUUGCCUUAUAUCCACGUCUAUUGACGUGUAGAGAGCAGAUGGAGGCAGGACUGAUCUGAUCUUUAGUCUUCAGAGGUCAUUCUACAGUUACGGCCACUUGUUGCCAAAUUGCUCAAAGAGCGCGAGCGCGUCGCGAAACCGUUUCCAUAAAGAGCUAUUUCUUUGCUUUCGCGACACACAUCUAACGUUAGAUGUUGAGACGGAAAUACAAGCACUUCUUCUGACUUUGUUUGGGGAAAAAGGUCACUGUUGAGCAAAUUCGUCGCAUUUGACGGGAGAAGCAUGGUUGACAACACAAGCAUAGCAACUAAAUCUGCACUGCAAGCCGCUUUCUCGUCGGCGAGCUCUCUUCCUCUGCUGGUGUGCUCCUCCGGGGCUCACAGUCACUCGAGCGGCGGCAGCGGGAUGAAGCUGGAGGCGGUCAUGGAGAACCUGCAGCGGCAGCAGGCGGCUCGACUCGCCCUGGAGGAGAAACUCCGCCAAGCCGACAAGGAGAAAGAAAUCCGAUCAAUGGUGGAGUCGCAGAUUCACCAGCAAGCUAUCGCUUUCCGCCACUAUCAAGCAGCGGUGAGGGGAGCGUUCGCUGCGGGAGCCCCGAACUCGAGUUUCGGCCAGACACACGAGCUCACAGCCGACUCCGACAUCGAUGAUGAUGAGGAGGACGACCCAGACCUGGACCGCGGCAUGGGUGAUGAAGACCGCGACUUGGAGGAAGAUGACAGUAUGAAUGAGGCUGGAGGGGAUGAAGACAUGGAAGGACCCCUCGCUCAUUACCCACCGCACCAUGCUGUUUAUCCCGGUGACGGUCAGUCUCCAAAAAGUACCCCGAUACUUAUGUCCAGAGUCCAGCCAACCUAUUCAGCUCCCAGACAGACUGAAUCACCGAGUGGUUUGGCACCGCAAGCACAAUCACAGCACCACGAAUGGACUUAUGAGGAGCAGUUCAAACAGUCAGGCCAAGGCAGCGAGCCAGGGAGGAAGCUGAAAGAUUCGAGUGCUGCUUUCGGUGGCGGUGGCUCUUCGUCUCUGAUUCAGGAGCUGUACGAACUGGACGAUGAUGAGAAAAGGAAGGAGUUUCUUGAUGAUCUCUUCAGUUUCAUGCAAAAAAGAGGGACUCCAGUGAAUCGGAUUCCUAUCAUGGCCAAGCAGGUGUUGGAUCUCUACACUCUCUACAAGCUUGUCACUGAAAAAGGCGGCUUAGUGGAAGUCAUCAAUAAGAAAAUAUGGCGCGAGAUUACCAAAGGCCUGAACCUCCCUACCUCCAUCACCAGUGCGGCGUUCACCCUCCGAACACAGUAUAUGAAGUACCUCUAUCCAUAUGAAUGUGAAAAGCGUGGACUGAGCUCUCCCGGGGAGCUUCAGGCAGCUAUCGACAGCAACCGUCGGGAAGGGCGGAGACAGAGUUAUGGGUCCACCCUCUUCAGCUACUCCCCUGUGGGAACCCCCACACUGCUAGCUUCCCCAAAACUCCAGAUGCCCCACAUCAGCAUGUCCAUUCCUAAUGGUGGGCACAUGUCUCAGACCUCUGUUAUCAAGAAAGAGGACUCCAUGCUGUCCAGCUGCCUGACUAACAGGAUGGGCAUCCCUGUGUCUUUGGCCAGCCACCACAGUGCAGCUCAGGCGGCUGCGGCUCAGGCUGUGCAGGCGGCCGCAUUGGAGCAGCUCCGGGAGAAGCUGGAGUCUGGAGAGCCACCGGAGAAGAAAGUGAUGCUGAUGGCAGAGGAGCAGCAGAGGAUAAUGCAACAUGCGUUACAGCAGAAUCUCUUCGCAAUGGCAACCCAGCUACCCAUGAACAUCAAACUGAACAACAGAGAUGAUAGACAAGAGACUGCAUUGAACCUGUCUACCAACGGCAUUAGCAGCAUCAACAUGUCAAUAGAAAUAAAUGGGGUUGUCUACACAGGGGUCCUGUUUGGCCGUAAGCCAACCAUAGGUUUCAUGGCAGGCAGCCAGCGAGUCCAUCACAGACACAGCUCACAGAGAAAGAGCAGCAUCCCAGGCCUCAGCACCCAGACACAGCCGUCCUCCUCUUCCUCCUCACACGGUCCUGCCACCUCCCCCUGAGCUUCUCCCUGACCCCCCACACUUCACUCAGCCCCCCCCGACAGGGUCAUUCUGGACCGGUGUUUUCUGUCUCCUUCAAUGUACAAUGUACACUUUUUACUGUUUUUCUAACCCUCCCCCUGCAAUCAGGACAGGAGCAUCCGUCAUCAAAAAAACUUCCA
This is a messenger RNA of Carassius auratus (goldfish), 2361 nucleotides long. Its product is annotated as AT-rich interactive domain-containing protein 3A-like. Gene Ontology annotation, cellular component: nucleus. The transcript has 9 exons. Gene Ontology annotation, biological process: regulation of transcription by RNA polymerase II. Gene Ontology annotation, molecular function: DNA binding. The coding region runs from base 419 to 2200 and encodes 593 amino acids. The record is from RefSeq and is a predicted model, not a curated record. Lineage: Eukaryota; Metazoa; Chordata; Actinopteri; Cypriniformes; Cyprinidae.